AUGGCUAUUGGUGUGGACCAUAAGUUGAGCAUUAUACAGUCAUUCGUUUUUCUGGAUGUAGAGGCCAAUGGGCUUUUCCCAAUCGAUGCAAUGAAUCCAUUGGAUGAUCCACCGAUUCCAGGCAGUGAAAGAGAUUUGUCUCAAAUAUUACGCAACCAUAUCAGGCUUACUAGUUCCAGUCAAGCCCCUCAUAUGAUGGAAAUCAGCCUUAUUUCGGCUACGAGAAAAGCAGUUUUAUCUGGGAUUCGAAAAAUGGAUCAGUUGCUGAACAAUGACGCGGAUGAUAUGUCACGUUUUGGGUUACGUUCGAGGUCCAGUAGUUUCCGAAUUCCGUGCAAUAUCUACUGCGCACAGGUAAAGCCUAAAAUGAGUCAGCGAGAGUGGGCAGAAUAUGAAAAAGGAAGACUUCGGUAUAGCGUUUUUGUUUACUCUCAAGAAGACUUAGAAGACAAAAACGACUUUGCUACGGAAUGGAAAGGAGUGAAACUUUUUCUGGAACAAAUGCGGAAGCCAGUUUGCAUAAUUGCUCACAAUGGACUAAGGUUUGAUUUUCGUUUACUGCAUGCAGAAUUUGAACGAAAUGGUCUUCUGAAUGCUAACCCUAUUCCUGAUCAGGUUUAUUUUGUAGAUUCCUAUCUCAUGUUUCUGGAUCUGGAAAAAAAGUUACAUGACGAACUGAGGACUGCCGUGCAGUUAUUAGAUUGGAGUCGCUUGUCGACACAAAUAAAAAAUGAAAGUCUACCACUGUCACCACAGGAAAUGUCAUCGUGUUUAGUAUGCGCAAGUUCGCAAGCUCAUACGGACAUUGUUUCUAAACGAUUAGGCUCACCUGCAGUACAGAACAUUUCUUCAGUGACACCUAAAAGUGAUAUCCCAACUAUUACUAAAGAAUCACAGGACACUACAUUUGUUGUUCCUGUUGAGUGUACAAUUAGAAGCGAAUCGAAAAGGCCUGCUAGAAGGCAGCUUUUUACUCAAACAUCGGACGAUCAUCCAUUAAAUUUUAUCCGUAUGACGAAAUGGUCACCAGCUAAGAAGAAACGUGUUCGACCGAAUCUUUUUAAACGUUCCGGUGAAGGUGACUGGGUGUUCAACAAUCAUUUUUCGGUUGCAUAUUUCCAUGAAAAAGGUGCCUUCAAAUUGGAAUCCAUGUAUAAGCAGUUAUUAAGUGACGAUUAUGAUGCUCAUUUUGCUAGAAAUGAUUGUGAAGCUUUGUUGAAAAUUUGCGUAGCAUAUGGAGAAGAAUUUGUGGAAUAUGUGGACACGCAUGCUGUUAAAUUUCCAUUUUAA
Acanthocheilonema viteae is the source of this 1290-nucleotide messenger RNA. The record is from the annotation of a GenBank genome assembly. Lineage: Eukaryota; Metazoa; Nematoda; Chromadorea; Rhabditida; Onchocercidae.